UCUCUUGGUCCCAACCCACACUUAAUUCCUUCACUUAACCAAGAAAGCAAUGGGGCCUCACAGCCUUAAUGUCAAAUCUUUCUUUGGCAUUCUUUUAAUCUUUGCCUUCUUAACUUGCUUCGCCAUUGCAGAGAUUCAUUACCAUGGAUUUGUUAUUGAAUCCAAGCCAGUGAAGAGGCUGUGCAGAACCCAUGAGACAGUGACGGUAAAUGGGAAAUUUCCAGGACCAACAUUGGAAGUGAGAGAUGGAGAUUCCCUGGUGAUCAAAGCUAUAAACAAAGCUAAAUACAAUGUCAGCUUGCACUGGCAUGGAAUCAGAUUGCUUCGGAAUCCAUGGGCAGAUGGUGCAGAACACGUGACGCAGUGCCCUAUCAGACCUGGAAUGUCUUAUACAUACCGUUUCACCAUUCACAAUCAAGAGGGGACUCUCUGGUGGCAUGCUCAUAGCAAAUGGCUUAGAGCUACAGUUUACGGAGCUCUUAUUAUCUACCCCAAAUUAGGCUCUCCUUAUCCCUUCCCAAUGCCCAGGAGGGAAAUCCCUAUUCUUCUCGGAGAAUGGUGGGACAGAAACCCCAUGGAUGUUCUGAGGCUGGCAACUUUCACAGGAGCUCCUCCAAAUUUGUCAGAUGCAUAUACAAUUAAUGGACAACCGGGGGACUUGUACAGAUGCUCCAACAAAGAAACGGUGAAAUUUCAAGUGAAAUCUGGUGAGACAAUUCUGCUGAGGGUCAUCAACUCUGCCAUGAAUCAAGAUCUCUUCUUUGGGGUGGCCAAUCACAAGAUGACUGUUGUGGCUGUGGAUGCCUCAUACACCAAGCCUUUCACCACCAAUGUAAUCAUGAUAGGUCCCGGUCAGACCACCAACGUCCUUCUCACUGCUGAUCAGCCUCCAGCUCGAUACUACAUGGCAGCGCAUGCCUAUAAUUCUGGCAAUGCAGCGUUUGACAAUACCACCACCACAGCCAUCCUCAAAUACAAAUCCACAAAGAGAAGACAGUCUUCCAAGCCAAUCUUCCCACAGCUGCCAGGGUUCAACGAUACAGUCACUGCCAUAGCAUUCACUUCGCAGCUAAGGAGCCAUUCCAAGGUUGAUGUUCCAGUCCAUAUUGAUGAGAGAUUGUUCAUCACAGUGGGGUUAGGCCUGAUCAACUGUCCGAACCCAAACAGUCCCCGGUGCCAGGGUCCAAAUGGAACCCGAUUUGCAGCCAGCAUGAACAAUGUUUCCUUCAUUUUCCCAAGAAGGAACUCUUUAAUGCAAGCAUACUACCAAGGCCAACCUGGUGUCUUCACCACAGACUUUCCUCCAGUUCCUCCUAUCCAAUUUAAUUACACUGGCAAUGUCAGCCGCAGCCUCUGGCAACCUGCUCCGGGAACUAAGCUGUACAAGUUGAAGUUUGGUUCCAAGGUACAGAUUGUGUUCCAGGACACGAGCAUUGUCACAGUUGAGGAUCAUCCUAUGCAUACUCAUGGAUACCAAUUCUAUGUUGUCGGUAGUGGGUUUGGAAACUUUAACCCAAGAUCAGAUCCGGCCAAGUUCAACCUUGUUGAUCCACCAGAGAGGAACACCAUUGGCACUCCUCCUGGUGGAUGGGUAGCCAUCAGAUUUGUUGCUGAUAAUCCAGGAAUCUGGAUGAUACAUUGUCAUGUAGACGCUCACCUAACCUGGGGCUUGGCCAUGGCUUUCCUGGUUGAAAAUGGAGUUGGGGAAUUGCAGACGGUGCAACCUCCACCACUGGAUCUGCCACGGUGUUGAGAAAGCAUGACUGGCUAUUCAAGUCUGAUAAUCUCAGUCCUGAAUGUGAUGUUUCACUACAGUCCUUAGAUAUAGAUAGACCAGGAUUUCUAUGGCUGAAUUGAGUGUAUUGUUUUCAAAUUUAAAUAAUGGGAUUUCAAAUAA
Rubroshorea leprosula is the source of this 1897-nucleotide messenger RNA. Lineage: Eukaryota; Viridiplantae; Streptophyta; Magnoliopsida; Malvales; Dipterocarpaceae. The record is from the annotation of a GenBank genome assembly.